AUGGCUGCCUCAUGGUGCCCUCCAUUAAAAAGUAUGGCAAAGGUUAAUGCUGAUGCUGCAUUAUUUGGUGAGUUGGGUGUAGGUGUGGGUAUGGGGACUGUUCUACGUGACCAUGAAGGUGUAGUUCUGUGGGCAGCUGCUUCUCAACUGAAGUGUAUGUGGGAUGUUGACAUAGUAGAAGCUAAGGCGAUUUUGCUUGGCUUGAAAAUGGCUCUACAAAGUGGUGUGAGGUCGAUUGUUAUGGAGAGUGACAACCUAAAGAUUAUUAAUAAGCUCAAGGAGUUAACAGCUGAGAUGCAGAAUUUCAUGAAAGAAUUGCGCAAGGUUGUUCCUAUUGGUGUUGUUGGUGGAUCUGACCUAAUUAAGAUAUCAGAGCAACUUGGUAAGACAGUUAUUGGUGACUAUGAUUAUGUUUUUGCGGAGAAUGGACUUGUUGCUUAUAAAGAAGGUGCAGAGAUUGGCAUCAUGAGCUUGAAGAAUCAUCUUGGAGAAGAGAAACUCAAGGAGUUAAUCAAUUUUACACUCAAGUACAUUGCAGACCUGGAUAUUCCUAUCAAAAGGGGAACAUUUGUUGAGUUUCGAAAUGGGAUGCUUAAUGUAAGAAAUUGUAGCCAAGAAGAAAGAGAUGAGUUUGAAAAGUAUGAUAAGGUCCACAAGAUACGUGCAACUAUGGUGUCUUUGUUGCGGGAGAAAUUUGGUCACUUUGACCUGACAUUUUCAAUAGGAGGACAAAUAAGCUUUGAUGUUUUUCCUCGUGGUUGGGAUAAGACCUACUGUUUACGGUACCUCGAUGCAUUCAAUGAGAUUCACUUUUUUGGUGACAAAACUUUUGAGGGUGGAAAUGAUCAUGAAAUUUUUGCAUCAGAGAAGACCUUAGGUCAUACAGGUAAGCUAUCGUUUAGAUUUGUUGAUGGUCAUCCAGAUCUCAGUCCAUCUCUUCAUGUUCUGUUACUACUCACAUAUUCUUCUUCUGCAAACAACCGUUUAUCAGCUGUCCAUGAAACACCUUGUCAAUUAAAAAUGUGCUCAGUGCUCCUUUUUUGGCAAUAAAAUGAACUUGUCUCUCAUUUAGUGACACUUCUGCGAUGAAGCAGUGUACAGAUAUUUUUCUUACCAAGACAGAUUGAGACGUCUGCUUUCCUGUUACACAUUGUGUGGUGACUGUUGACACUGGUCCUUUAAGACAAGAUUAUACACCAGAUUUAUACUAAAUGAAAUCAAACAAGGGAAGUAUUCCUACAAUCCUACUCGCCAAACUCUGUAAUUUGUAUACCUAAAUUUGGUUUUUCAUGUAGUAGGAAGAGGGGAAUAUUUUCUGGUGAUUGACAUUUUACGGCCCGUUUGGUUAGUGGUUAUAAAUAGUGGUAAUGGUAAUGAAAUUUAGUGUAAAUUUGUAAAGAUUUUCACAUGUCCAUAACCAUGGGAAUGAAACUUUAUCACAAAACAUGGGUGUUCCUUUAUAAAUUUUCAUUACCACCUAAUACCACCUUCCCAAGUGGUAAUGGAUAGUAAUGAAAUUUUAGGAAGAAAAUGGAUAUUUUGUGAUUAAAUAGCAUUACCAUUGGUAAUGAUAUUGGAUUUCUAGUAUAAAUUUACACUAUAAUGCAUUACCAUUCCCACCAUUUAUAACCUCUUACCAAACAGGCCGGGUUCAUGUAAUCAUUCACAUUUACAUUGUAAUUUUAAGUUGCUAAAGGAACAAAGGAGCACACUUUUUUUUUUCCUUUAUAUCAGUACUGUUUCUAUAGCAUUUCAACUA
Molecule: messenger RNA, 1759 nt
Organism: Beta vulgaris subsp. vulgaris (sugar beet)
Lineage: Eukaryota; Viridiplantae; Streptophyta; Magnoliopsida; Caryophyllales; Amaranthaceae
Product: phosphomannomutase
Biological process (GO): GDP-mannose biosynthetic process; protein N-linked glycosylation; mannose metabolic process
Cellular component (GO): cytosol
Molecular function (GO): RNA-DNA hybrid ribonuclease activity; nucleic acid binding; phosphomannomutase activity
Source: RefSeq, a predicted model, not a curated record